AAGGAGGAGCAGAGCAACAGAAGUAAAGGGAGGGGCACAGACUGGUUUUGCAGAUGGUUCUCUGAGAAGACAACAGACCAGGAAAUAGAUUAUUCCGUUUUUUUGUUUUUCUCUACAACCAUUUCGGAUAUCUCUUUGCCAUGGAUAAUUUCCAGACUGUACUGCGUUUCUUUAUGAACCAAAAAGCCACCAUUGGUUACAGUUUUAUGGCGCUCUUAACUAUAGGUGGGGAGCGGGUUUUCUCCAUGGUUUCGUUUCAGUGCCCAUGUAACCAUGAGCAAAAUUUCACUUAUGGGCUGACUUUUCUACUGGGUCCGGCUGCAGUGCUAUUGGUUUUUGGUCUGUUUUUCAACACCCGGUUGUGGAGGCUUUACACUGGCUGCUGCCUUAACCCCAUGAAGCUUUGUCCUCGUGGGAACUGCUUCGGCUGUUUCAGGGUGUUGAUGAGCAUUAUUACUGGUGCUUGUGUGGCUCCUAUUAUGUGGCUGUCUGUGGCCUUGCUCAAUGGGACCUUUUAUGAAUGUGCCAUCAGUGGUCUGGAUGAUAACCUGGUUGUGGAUCUGUUCUGUAAAAACAAGACGUUGAAGUGUCGAGAGGAACUCGCCCGGGUGCCCUGUGAUCGCUCCAAACUCUCCAGUGAUGAACGAAUGGAGCUGCUGCUGAUGUUCAGGGCUCAGUCGCAAAUCUUGGGCUGGAGCAUUGUGAUGGUUGCUGCCAUUGUAGGUCUUUUGGGUACCUGCUGCAAAAAUUGCCGCUCUCAGGUCAGCUACCUGCAGCUUCUGUUCUGGAAACGUUAUAUUGAGAAAGAGAAGGAGCGCUUUGAUGCCUUCACUGUGGACUAUGCAACUAAACUGGCUGAGAGAAACCUGCAGAGCUUUUUUGAGAAUAAAGAACCAAAUCCUAUGCCAUUUCCAAACCACAAGGCAUGGGAAGAAAUCUCUGCAUACUACUCUUUUUCCAGGAGUGAACAGUAUUACAGUACUCUGCAACGCUACGUGGAAAGGACAGACAGAGAUUUCACACCAGAAAAAAGACCUGUCAUAGACUUUGAGCAUGGAAUAGCGAUGACCUGAGUAAUACCACAAAAAAGCGAAAACAGAGGAAUUCAACAAACAAAAAUAAGUUUUAAAAACACUCAUAUUCUUAACCAAUGACAUUAAAUUUGGGCCCAGGAUUGCAGUAGGUCCUAAGAACCACAUCCAACCUCUAUCUUAGCUCACUACUAACAGCAACAUCACUUGCCUUUCCUUUUAUAUAGUCCAUGCUUGGUAAUUUUUGAAUUCAGAAUUUACCCCAACAGUGAGUUUGUAAUUUUAAUUACUUACUCACUGUCUGUUUUAACCUGAUAAUCUCAUAGUUCUGCAGUCUGUCACACCUCAAUUAUGUUCAUCCCUAGAUCCUUGUGUUCUUUUGUUCAGUUUUCUGUUUAGCAUUUUGAUUUUAUAUAAUAUAUAUAUAUAUAUA
This is a messenger RNA of Fundulus heteroclitus (mummichog), 1464 nucleotides long. RefSeq names its product calcium homeostasis modulator protein 5. Lineage: Eukaryota; Metazoa; Chordata; Actinopteri; Cyprinodontiformes; Fundulidae. The transcript is spliced from 2 exons. Bases 141 to 1073 code for a protein of 310 amino acids. Gene Ontology annotation, molecular function: monoatomic cation channel activity. The record is from RefSeq and is a predicted model, not a curated record.